Molecule: messenger RNA, 7820 nt
Organism: Artibeus jamaicensis (Jamaican fruit-eating bat)
Lineage: Eukaryota; Metazoa; Chordata; Mammalia; Chiroptera; Phyllostomidae
Gene: TTLL7
Product: tubulin tyrosine ligase like 7
Exons: 22
Coding region: 435-3095 (886 amino acids)
Biological process (GO): protein polyglutamylation; microtubule cytoskeleton organization
Cellular component (GO): cilium
Molecular function (GO): tubulin binding; tubulin-glutamic acid ligase activity
Source: RefSeq, a predicted model, not a curated record
GCCACGAGUCGCGGCUCCCGCGGGCGGUGGGCGGGCGGAGGGAAGCACCGGACCGCCAGCUCUCGCUGCAGCCCAGGGCGGCCGCCGGCGGGAAACCCGGGGGCCGCAGAGGGACCGCCUGCUGCGGGGAGGCGAGGACCGGGGCUGGGCUGCCCUCACCCGGGAAAAGAAGAGAGAGAGAGAGAAACAUCAGUUUGACAGAGAAACAUCCAUUGGUUGCCUCUCAUUGGCUACUUGACUGGGGAUCAAACCUGCAACCCAGAUAUCUUCUUUUCCCAUAACUUCGCUGCCCUGAAAUCUGAGUACUCCACCAAGAUAACAUGAUAGGCACUUUCAGUGGUUCAGAGCCAUAUCCUACUUAGACUCAUGUAGGCCGUCCAGAUUGCCUGGGCUUGGUACAGAGACACGCCGCUUGCUGAUCGGCACAAGCAAUAAUGCCAUCUCUGCCUCAGGAAAGAGUUAUUCAGGGACCCUCUCCCUUGGAUCUGAGUACAGAAUUGUCUUAUGAAAGCACUAUGAAAAGGAAAGUCACAAAGAAGAAAAAGAAGGGAAUAAUCACAGCAAAUGUGGCCGGGACAAAGUUUGAAAUUGUUCGUUUAGUGAUAGAUGAAAUGGGAUUUCUGAAAACUCCAGAUGAGGAUGAAACGAGUAACCUUAUAUGGUGUGAUUCUGCAGUUCAGCAGGAGAAGAUUGCAGAGCUGCAAAAUUACCAGAGGAUCAACCACUUCCCAGGAAUGGGGGAGAUCUGUAGGAAGGAUUUCUUAGCAAGAAAUAUGACCAAAAUGAUCAAGUCACGGCCUCUGGAUUAUACCUUUGUUCCUCGAACAUGGAUCUUCCCUGCUGAAUAUACUCAGUUCCAGAACUAUAUGAAAGAAUUGAAGAAAAAAAGAAAGCAGAAAACUUUUAUAGUGAAACCAGCUAAUGGUGCAAUGGGUCAUGGGAUUUCUUUGAUAAGAAAUGGGGACAAACUGCCAUCUCAGGAUCAUCUGAUUGUUCAGGAAUACAUUGACAAGCCUUUCCUGAUGGAAGGUUACAAGUUUGAUUUACGGAUCUAUAUUCUGGUAACAUCAUGUGAUCCACUAAAAAUAUUUCUGUACCACGACGGACUUGUGCGCAUGGGAACAGAGAAGUACAUUCCGCCUAAUGAGUCCAAUUUGACCCAGUUGUACAUGCACCUGACUAACUACUCUGUGAACAAGCACAAUGAGCAUUUUGAAAGGGAUGAAACCGAAAACAAAGGCAGCAAACGCUCCAUCAAAUGGUUCACAGAAUUCCUGCAAGCAAACCAGUAUGAUGUUACUAAGUUCUGGAGUGACAUUUCAGAGUUGGUUGUUAAGACCCUGAUUGUGGCAGAGCCUCAUGUCCUGCACGCGUAUCGGAUGUGCCGGCCUGGUCAGCCUCCGGGAAGUGAGAGUGUCUGCUUUGAGGUCCUGGGCUUUGACAUUUUGUUGGACAGAAAACUAAAGCCAUGGCUUCUGGAGAUCAACCGCGCCCCGAGCUUCGGAACUGACCAGAAAAUAGACUACGACGUGAAGAGAGGGGUGCUGCUGAACGCGCUGAAGCUGCUGAACAUCAGGACCAGUGAUAAAAGGAGAAACUUGGCCAAACAAAAAGCUGAGGCUCAACGGAGGCUUUAUGGUCAAAAUUCAAUAAGAAGGCUCUUACCAGGCUCCUCAGACUGGGAACAGCAGAGACAUCAGUUGGAGAGGCGGAAAGAGGAGUUGAAAGAGAGACUUGCUCAAGUACGAAAGCAGAUUUCCAAAGAAGAACAUGAAAAUCGACACAUGGGGAAUUAUAGACGAAUUUAUCCUCCUGAAGACAAGACUCUACUUGAAAAGUAUGAAAAUUUGUUGGCUGCUGCCUUUCAGACCUUUCUUUCAGGAAGAGCAGCUUCAUUCCAGCGAGAGCUGAAUAAUCCUUUGAAAAAGAUGAAGGAGGAAGAUAUCUUGGAUCUUCUGGAGCAAUGUGAAAUCGAUGAUGAAAAGUUGAUGGGCAAAACUGCCAGGCCUCGAGGACCAAAGCCUCUGUGUUCCAUGCCCGAGAGCACGGAGAUAAUGAAAAGACAGAAGUACUGGAGUAGCGACAGCAGUUACGACAGCAGCAGCAGCUCCUCUGAUUCAGAAGAAAAUGAAAAAGAAGAGUACCAACAUAAGAAACAAGAAAAGCAAGUUACUUAUAAUCUUAAACAGUCCAACCACUACAAAUUAAUUCAACCAUCCAGCUCCAUAAGGCGUUCAUUCAGUUGCCCUCGGUCCAUCUCUUCUCAGUCACCUUCUAGUGCAGAUAUCCGGCCCCUUUCUGCUCAACAAACGAUGCCAGCAUCCCGGCCAACUUCAGCCUCUCGGUCACAUUCCUUAAACCGUGCCUCCUACAUGAGGCAUGUGCCACAAAGUAAUGAUGCCAGCUCUGUCAACUCUCAGAUGAGCAGGUCUUUGCGGCGCCUGAGAACGAAAGAGCAAGAAGACGAUCUAACGAGUCAGACCUUGUUUGUUCUCAAGGACAUGAAGAUCCGGUUUCCAGGAAAGUCAGAUGCAGAAACAUUAAUUCUGGUAGAAGAUAUCAUUGGUAACUGGAAGCAUCAUAAAACAAAAGUGGCUUCAUAUUGGCUCAUAAAAUUGGACUCUGUAAGACAGCGAAAAGUUUUGGACAUAGUAAAAACAAGUAUUCGUACAAUUCUUCCACGCAUCUGGAAGGUAACUGAUGUUGAUGAAAUAUAUUUAUAUCGGAUUUUUAACCGGGUUUUUAAUCGCUUACUCUGGAGUCAUGGCCAGGGACUGUGGAAUUGUUUCUGUGAUUCAGGAUCCUCCUGGGAGAGUAUUUUCAGUAAGAGCCCUGAGGUGGUGACUCCUUUGCAGCUCCAGUGUUGCCAGCGCCUGGUUGAACUAUGUAAACAGUGCCUGCUAGUGGUUUACAGACACACAACUGAUGCAAGAGGAUCACUCUCAGGCAUUUGUACUGAUUGGGGUAAUUCCAGGUAUUUACUCCCGAGCAGUACACAAUUCUUCAUGAAAACACCAACCUACAACUUGAAGUACAGUUCACCUGGAAUGACUCGCUCCAGUGUUUUGUUUACAUCCCGAUACGGCCAUUUGUGAAGUAGAAGGGAAGACCACCAGCGGUUAUGCAUAGGAGCAGUUCAUUUUCCCCCUAAUGUAAACAUGCAAAGGAAGUAACCAUUAAGUGCUGUUUUAUGUAUAUAUGACGUAUAUAUGUGUGAAAUAUAGACACACAUUUACUCAAAUAACAUGUAUAUUUAUUAUAAUACAUAAAAGAAGAGUUAGCAGAAAACUUGGAUAUAUAAGAUUUAACCUUUCUGGAAAUGUAAUAAACCAUGUUAAUAUUGUUUACAAAUAUGUGAAUGUCUAGAAUUUGCCAGGUUUAUAAAUACCUUCCUACUAGAAAUGUUAUUUUUGCUGCAGAGUAUAUGAAACAGAAUUGAUCUUGAAGAUCCCAUAACAGUGUUAAAUUAUUUUCUAGAUGACAUGUCUGACUUAAAAAAAUUAAUAGUAUAAUACCUUAUUCUCUUAUGUAUAGAGUAGCCAUAUAAAAUGAAGAAAAAUUAGAAGCCUGGUGUUGCUCUGAUGGUAGGAUUAAUAUGAAACGGGUUUAUCAUUACUAUAGUACACUGUAAAGUGCUAUAAAAAUCUCACCCUAACUCUUCAACAUUUUUAUUUCUCCAUGUGCAAAUUUAGCUACUUAUGGUAAUGUAAAUUUUCAGUAAGGAUCUAGUGAGAUCCUAUUCUGAUCUAAAAUGGAAGACAAUCCAGUGGGUUAAGAAUAAACAAAAUAUAAAUUAAAUUUGCUUUCAUUUUUACUUUACAUUGAGAGUUUCAUAAAGGCAAAAAAAAUGAUGACAAUGACAAAGUCUUCUCAUGAUUUUGGCAUCUCAUACCACUAGUUUUUAUUUGGAAAGUGUAUCUCCAGUGGGCGUAUACAGUCAAAUACAGUUUUUUCUAUUCUUCAGAAGUGGAAGAGUUGACAUUUCAAACUCAUGUUGGUGUUAUAUGGUAAUGCGUCACAUUUGUUUUAUGUCUUUCAAUUUUGAGACCAAAUUAAACCGUAGUCUAGUCCAGUUGCACAUUGCGCCACAGAAAAUAAUCUACAGUAUUGCAAAUAGAAGAUUCUGAUUACUGGAUAUUAUUAGUUAGGGUGUACCCUUAAGAAUUUUAAAAAAUCAAAAAAGUAUGAGAUUUCUUCUUGUUCAGAGUUAAUAUGCAUAACUUUCAUAGGAGUUUACUUCCAUUUCUUGAGCCCUGGCUGGUGUGGUUCAGUGGAUUGAGUGCCACGUUAUGAACCAAAAGGUUGCUGGUUCAGUUCCCAGUCAGGGCACAUGCCUGGGUUGUGGGCCUAGUCCCCAGUUGGGUACAUGCGAGAGGCAACUGAUUGAUAUAUCUCUCAUAUAGCGAUGCUUCUCACCCUCUCUUUGUCUCUCCCUGCUCCUCUCUGUAAAAGUAAAUAAAUAAAAAAAAUAUAUAAUGAGUUUUCAGCAUUCCAUGAAAACAUACACUGCCAUUGAUAUGGGAAUCCUUAGAAAUUGCAAUAUUUACUUUUUACAAUUUUGUUUCAACUUCUCUGCCACAUUUUAUUUUCUCACAGAUGCUAAUUAUCUGCAAAAUUUAUGAUCAUUUUAUGCCCUUUUAUUGUCCUAAAAGCUAUUUUCAGUAAAUCAGUUCCCAAGAUGGAAAACUGAGGGAAGCAAACUAUCCUGGUUUAAUUCACAAGCUGAAUCAUUGGCAACCCAAAGUUGUAAGUUAGAUAUACUUUGUUUUUAAAGCCAUAUGCUGAGUCUGUGUUAGACUAGAUUAGGUUGUUCUCUGAAUUAUUGCUAGUUACUUGAUUGUUUAUGACUAUUUAACACCCAUUUUCUGGUAGGUACUUCUUGCUAGAUGAUCCCAGAGAAGAACUUGUUAUUGUCUUUGUGAAAAAAGGAGCAUAAGGAUGUCAAGAUAAAGGAAAUUACUGCGUGAUCUAAGUGUUUAUGACUUCAUUUUGUAAAUUCUUAAGCAUGUGUUAUAGAUUUCUUAGAAUAAAUAAUGCAAAAGUGGGGAUAUUACAAAAUCAUAAGAAUGAUCAGGAAAUAGGCCUUUUUAAGGAGUAUUUUUAGUCACUUUUCUUUUAAAAUCACACUUUCCCAUGAAUGAAACACAAUUUCAGGUGUCUGGUAUAUGAUAUCAAUGCUUUUUGUUGGUUCCUAACUUACAUUAGUUUAAAUAAAACAUGGUUAUUUAAUUUGCUGGAGUGGGUGCCUUUGAACUUCAGUCCUUAGUUGUGCAAGAGUGUAAUUUUAUUUAAAACAAAAAAAGGAGAAUGUCCAACUUGGGGAUGCAUCGUCUCCUCCUAGCAAUACACAGCACACACACAUACACUCAAAGCAUUUUAAAAUCGAGAGCAACUUUAAAUAUAGGAACUACCCAAAUAAUUGAUGAAAAAUUUCAUUUCUCUAGCUACUUAAGUCUGCCUUGUAUUUUUGAACACUAGAAUUUCAUUGCCCACAUUCGCCUCUUCAUACUGAUCUAGUUUGAUAUGAUGAAGCCGAGAAAAGCCAGGUAUUAGUAAUUAUGUACACUGCGGGGUAUGCGUGGUCUGUGGUUGCUGGGGUGCUUUUCCCCUAAUGAGAACCCAACGAGAGAGGACACAGGAGUAAACUGGAGGUCUCUAGUGGCCACAGAAAUGUUUUGGAGGUGGAAUGUAAUCCUUCGUUUCUAUUACAAUAUUUUUAAAUUAACGGGGUUAAAACAUAUCAGUGUAAGUGAUGGUGUGGAUCUGACUCUCUUUCUCUUUCCCCUGAGAGAGACAAUAGGUUUAUCUGAAAAAUCCAGAAGCUAUUUAAUUUCACCAGGAGUUUUUAAAGGGAAUUUGGUUUACUUAUGAUGAAAGUAUAUUUUUAUUCUGUUAUUAAGAAAGUAAUCCUGAUCUGUAAAUCUAAGAUUGGAAUGCUUCCUAGAAAUGUAUAUGAUUAGAAUGAUUUCCAGAAUUGUUCAAAAAGCAAUUUUUUACUUUAUAUCAUCUAUGAACACAGUUUGCAAUGCAGAUUAGUUUUCACUUUAAUAAUCCAACAUUGUAGAUUGGUUGCCACUUGUAAUCUGUUGAAGGAUAUAUUGUGAUUCUUAUCAUGGUUAUUUUGACUAGGUUUUAUUUUACUAGCAGUUAUUUAUCUUGCUUGCAUAAAAAUAAAGCUGUGAUAGAAUCAGAUAGAGAAAUGCUACCAGUAACCUCUGCUAGAACAUAGUUGAAUAUCUCUGGUUAUCUGCAAGAUGCAAAGAUUUAGACACACUUUUUGUAGAGCUAAAUACACAAAAAGUUUCUACUAAUUCCUUUUCCCUAAAACUGACAUGAACGAAACUCAAAUUAAAAAAAUCCCAGUUUUUACAGCUAGAUGACAGUAGUUUCUAGACAUCAAGAAAAGCUUUCAUCCUAAUUCUCUUUUUAACUUGGAAAGUAUAUGAUUAUAGAAUUUUGUUAUCUAACUGGAAAUUUAAGAUGGUUUCGUAUAAGUUAAUACAAAUUUUUUCUUUAAGCCAUUCUGUUUAAGAAUUCUCUUUAAAUCUAAACAUAACAUUUCUUGACCUUUUCGAAAUACCAAAAACUUAAUAGUUGCAUAAAUGCUACUAUUUCUGUUAAGCAUUGAUUCAUUCUUAAGUGAAUUCUUAUGAUUCAUUUAAUGAAUCCUAAAUGAUUCAUUCUUAAAGAAUUUUCUUUAAAAAAUAAUAGCAGAUACAUUGAGAAGAAUGACAGAAAAUACCCUUCUGUUUUGCUGUCUAAUGCUGAUUUAUAUUUUGUUUUAACUUGAUUAUGCAUGUUCAACAAUAAAAACUGUAAGUACAAUUAAUGUGUUUCUGUGACUUGAUAAUUAUUGAAAAUUUGCUUUCCUCUUUAAGAGAUUUAAAUUGUCAAGAGCUGAAUUAGUUAUCUAAAUGUUUUGGCUAAUGGUAUAUAUUAAAAAAUUAGGAAUAUAUUAAUGAUCAAAAUUUUAUUCCUUACCCCUCCCUCUCUCCCUUCAUUCCUUGCUUCCUUUCUUCCACCUUUUAAACUUUAAGUUCUCUUUGAAGUUUUGACCUUUGCAUGGGCAAAGUGAAGAAGAGAAAAACCUGCCUUGUUUUUGCCUCAGCUACAAGAAAAGAUAAUGUGAUGGAUCUAGUUCAGUUAGUCUGCUGAGGUUUUUGGGAAUCAGGUUGAAGUCUCUAUGCCUAAAAAGUACUGAUUGCCUGGAUCCAUGUGAAGCCAGCUACAUGGCUACAAAUAACAUUCUUGAAAACAGAUAUUGGUGUAUUAAAACUUAUUUCACACUUUGAGAUGGCUGCCCCUUGUGUGUGUAUUUUUUUUGCAUUGUCAUAAAUAAGUGUAUGGUGUAUUGAAGGAAAACCAUUCAGAUAACACAUUCUGCAUUAACUGGGCUGUAUUAUCUAAGAAUUGCUACAUAUAGUUUUUAUUUUUCCUACCAAUGAACUUGAAAACUCUUGGUAUAGUCAUCAUUCAAUAGACUAAUAUUUUCUAAAUUAGUAAGAAGAACACCUUACAGAAAUAAUCAGGUAGUGCUGAUAUCUCUCAAAGCCAAGCAAUGGCAGUUCUUGGUCUCGAGCUGCUCACUUCCUGCAGUAACUGCUGUACUUGCUACAGCACCAAACAUUAAUAGAUUUGCUGAAGAUUCUGGGUUUGAAGAUUAACUUGAAAGCAAUGUGUUUGCUACCAUGAAUCAUGACUCAAAUUACCCUCCUCUGCUUUACUAUGUGUAUAUAAAUGCAAAUGUUGUUACAGAAAAUACGCUUAAAAUGUCCACACAAUGUGCAAUUAGUAUGACAUUGUCAUGUUUCUGCAUGUGA